Cervus elaphus (red deer) is the source of this 3755-nucleotide messenger RNA. RefSeq names its product kelch like family member 34 (gene KLHL34). Gene Ontology annotation, molecular function: protein binding. Lineage: Eukaryota; Metazoa; Chordata; Mammalia; Artiodactyla; Cervidae. The coding region runs from base 76 to 2034 and encodes 652 amino acids. The record is from RefSeq and is a predicted model, not a curated record. The transcript has a single exon.
UCCGUGUCCCGGGAUGCCUCCGGCCGCGCCUGGCUGGCCCCAGCCCCGGCCCGGCCGCUUCCCGCCCUGGGCAUCAUGAGUUACUUCCUGUCUUACUGCAAAGCUCAUGGCGGCUCGCUGCUCACCGGCUACCAGGCGCUGCGCGCCGAGGGCUUCCUGUGCGACGUGACGCUGGAGGCGGAGGGCAGCGAGUUCCCGGCGCACAGGUCGCUCCUCGCGUGUUCCAGCGACUACUUCAGGGCUCUGUUCAAGAGUCACACCCGGGAAUCCCGGGCGAGCGUGAUCCACCUGCACGUGCCGUCGGCGGCGGGCCUGCAGCGCCUGCUGGACUUCAUCUACACCGCCUGGCUGCCUCUCUCCAUGGACACAGUGGAGGACACGCUGGAGGCCGCCAGCUACCUGCAGGUCACCGAGGCCCUGGGGCUUUGCGGCCGCUACCUGGAGCGCCAGCUGGCCCCAGAGAACUGCUGCUUCGCCGCCAACGUGGCGGCUCGCUUUGGCCUGGCGCACACGCUGGGCGCGGCCGAACGCUGCAUCGUGACCCACCUGAGGGAGCUGCUGGCGCGGGGCGCGGGCCCGGCCGGCCUUCUGGAGCUCAACCCCGCGUCGCUGAGGGCCGUGCUGGGUGCCCCUGACGUGGCGCGGGUGCCCGAGGCCCGGCUGCUGGGCCUGGCGCUGGCCUGGCUGCGGCAGGAGCCUGAGGCCGAACGCCUGGCCCACUGCACCCAGCUCCUUGAGCGGGUCCGCUUCGGCCUCGUGCCCGCCGACGUGCUGCGGCGCGUGUACUCGGGCUCCGGCCUCACCCUGCCCGCCCGGGUCAAGGGCCUCAUCAUCCAGGCCCUCAACUACCACACGUCGCCCUCCCGCCAGCCGCUCCUGCAGGGCGAGCAGACCAGCGUCCGGAGCCCUCAAACCCGCAUCUUGUUGGUCGGGGGGCGCCGGGGGAGGGAGGUGGUGACUGAGGAAGUCGUGGUCCCCGCGCGGGCAGCCCGGGGCAGGGCCGCCGCGCCGGCGCCGGAGGAGGAGGAGGGAGAGGAGGAGGAGGAGGAGGAAGAGGAGCAGGUGGAGGAGGAGGAGUGGGAGCUCACCCAGGACGUGGUGGCCUUUGACGUGUACAACCACCGCUGGCGCAGCCUCACGCGGCUGCCUGCUCCGCUGCUGGGGCACAGCGUGUGUGUCGCGGGCAACUUCCUGUUCGUCCUGGGCGGGGAGAGCCCGUCGGGCGGCGCCUGCUCGCCCCCAGCCGACGGCCCGCGGGCUGUCACGGCCCAAGUGCACCGUUACGACCCGCGCUUCCACGUGUGGACGAGCGCGCCUCCUAUGCGGGAAGCACGGGCCCACUUCUGGUGCGGCGCCGUGGGCGAGGGGCUCCUGGCCGUCGGGGGCCUGGGCGCGGGCGGCCAAGCGCUGGCUUCGGUGGAAAUGUAUGACCUGCGCCGGGACCGCUGGACGGCGGCCGGGGCACUGCCGCGGGCUCUGCACGGCCACGCGGGCGCCGUCGGGGACCGCGGCGUCGUGUACAUCUCCGGGGGCAAGGCGGGGAGAGGCGACGGCGGCGCGAGCAGCCUCCGGGAGGUGUUCUCCCUGGCCCCCGGGGAGCAGGCGUGGAGCAAGAGAGCGCCCAUGGGCACGGCCCGCUUCGGGCACCACAUGGCCGCCCUGCGCGGGGCGGUGUUCGCCUUUCUGGGGCGCUACGAGCCCUUCUCCGAGAUCGAGCGCUACGACCCCAGCACCGACCAGUGGACUCGGCUGCGGCCGCUACCCUACGACCGCUUUUGCUAUGGGCUGGCUUUGGUGGAGGAGACGGUGCUGCUACUGGGCGGCCUCAAGUGGCGGGACUCACGCCAGGUGCCCACCCGCAACGUGGUGGGCUAUGACCUCGACCUGGACCGCUGGGAGGACAUUGGCUGCGCGCUGCCCUGGGCCUGGAGCGGCCUGCAGUGCGCGGUGCUGCAGCUGCCAGAGGGUGGGGACGAGCAGAGGGAGGGAGAGCCCGGGGAGACGCCGGAUUUUGUGCUGGGCUUAAUGGGUUAAGCAGCCUCCGAGCUAGGGAGGAGCAAGUCGUGGGCUUUUCCUAGGCUUGGCCAAAGAGAAACAUUUGCCCUUAUUCUGAGAAUGGGAGACAGGAGGGAUCAAAUUUAGGAUAUGUGAAUCAUCUCCAGUGAGCUGGGGAUUUCUAGAAAUUCUCAUGUUGGGCUGGAGAUGGACUUUCGAAAAUAAAAUAUGACCCCAUUUUCCCUCUUGUACUUAAAAGUGUUUCCCAGGUUCUAAACAGUGAUUAUUUUUGUGCCAAACAGCCAAAAAACGUACCAUAAUAAGUUAUAUACCAGACCAGAAAAUUGUUAGGUAUAAUGACUGUAAUAAAUGGUUCUAGAAGAUGGCAUUAUCUGAAUAAAUAGUGAAGGGAAAGUGCCUUGGUUAAAAAACAUGCAAUCAUUGUAGGGAGAACUAUGAUUUUAUGAUACAGAAUCAUGGUUAUAGUUCUGCUCUGAUUGUUUAAUAUAGAUACGGAACUGAGAAAAAAAAAUCUCCUAGAAAGCACUUUAUUUUUAUUUUUGGAGAAAAUAACCUAGGUUACAUUUUUCUGUACUUCAUCCUUACUUACCCUAGUCUGCCUUUGCUCUGACUUUUGGCAGCUUAUUGGUUUUAAGUUUUAUUUGUACAGCCCUUAGCCAUAAUAAUCCGGCUUCUCUGAUUUAGUAGAACACUUAAAGGGGCUUCCUGGGUGGCGCUAGUGGUAAGAAAGCUGCCUGCCAAUGCUGGAGACAUAAGAGAAGCGGUUCUAUCCCUGGGUUGGGAUGAUCCCCUGGAGGAGGAAAUGGCAACCCACUCCGGUAUUCUUGCCUGGAGAAUCCCAUGGACAGAGGAGCCUGGUGGGCUGCAGUCCAUAGGGUCACACGGAGUCGGACAUGACGUAAGCGACUCAGCAGCAGCAGCUAAGAAAGCCCCUAUUUCUUUCAUCCUCUUUAAAUGUUCAUUCUGCAGACACGCUGUAGCUAAUACUUGUAAAAAAAAUUUUUUUAAGUUUAUUUUUGAUGGUACCCUGCCUCCCAGACCCUCUACCCCACCUUCCCAAAAGAAUCACAGAGAAAGGAAAGAGCAGCAGGUGAAAUUUUAAAGUUUGUGUCAGGUAAAUGGGAAACCAACUUGAUUUUGCAGGAUUUCAGAGAAGAUUCUUGUAUAUACUGGACAUUGCCUCUUCUGGCUUAUACCACAGUGGAGUGACAAAGUUAAAACUUGUAACUGGGGGUGGUGGAGUGGCGUGUGAUUUGGUCACAAAGAAAUGUGAUGUGGACUGCAUGAAUAAAAUAGGUGCUUUAUAAGGAUUCAUUAAGAGCUGAAUUUAUUUGACUUCAGUUUACAGUGCUGCCUCUCUCCUAGAUUUGAAACUAAUGCAAUAAAAUGUACAGAUAUAUAGCGUUAAAGGUCUCUUUCAUGCUAAGCUAGCCACGAGUCUUUUAAAAUUCAUUAGUUUACUUUUUACCAUUUAAAACAACAGAGCCAACUUCACCAAAAUAAAAGCCGCUUAGUAGCAACACAGCUAGUCUUUCCAUCAACUGCUCGCUGUUGACAGGGGCACAAUCUGGCCACUGUAUCCACGACACAUCCAUCAGGUACAGAUAUUUUUAAGUAAAUGUACACAUUUGGUCUAGUAAACAUCAACAAGUCUAAACACCUGUAACAAGCACACUUCAUUUUAGGACAAGAGGUUUCUUUUUUUUUUUUUUUGCUUUUUGUUUUUGUUUUGUUUUUUA